This is a messenger RNA of Hordeum vulgare subsp. vulgare (domesticated barley), 2249 nucleotides long. RefSeq names its product LEAF RUST 10 DISEASE-RESISTANCE LOCUS RECEPTOR-LIKE PROTEIN KINASE-like 1.5. The transcript has a single exon. The record is from RefSeq and is a predicted model, not a curated record. Gene Ontology annotation, biological process: protein phosphorylation. Bases 413 to 1729 code for a protein of 438 amino acids. Gene Ontology annotation, molecular function: ATP binding; protein kinase activity. NCBI's taxonomy places the organism in Eukaryota, Viridiplantae, Streptophyta, Magnoliopsida, Poales, Poaceae.
CCCCACCCCCAUCCUCGCCCCUUACCGACCAUCGCCGCUCUCCUCGCCACGUCAUGUCGUCGUGCCAACCCUACAAUUUUAUUUUGGGCAUGGUUGGGUACAAACCAGGGGUGCGCCUUGGGGAAAACAUAAACAAGGGGGAGUACACAUGGAGCAGUUGAAAUUUCCAGAUAUGUUGGCCUUAAUUUUUGCCAAGAGGAGACCCGGAAUCGCAUUCCCCUUGUGGGCCCCAGCGCCCAUGUGCUGACGUGAAAACGACUCACGGCACUCUGCUGGCAGUGGCCACUGUCUGCAGCAGAAGCAACCCUCGUCUCGUCUCGUCUCCUCUCCGCACCGGUCGCCGCUCCCUUCCAAAUUCCCCAUCUUUCCUCCCUCCUCGGCCCCGCCCGGAUCACGCCGCGCCGGAGCCCAGAUGCCCCCGCGCCUCCUCCUCCUCUUCCUCCUGCUCGCCGUCACCGCCGCGCUCCCUCCGCCGGCCGCGUCCCGGCUCGGCGACCACGAGCCCCCUCCUCCUCCCCCGCACCCGCGCGCCCACCAGCGCCCUGUCCAGAGCGCCGGCGGGGGCGCGAGCCGCGUGCUCACCACCGCGCUCGUGGCCGCCGCGUCGCUGCUGGCCGUGCUCCUGCUCUACCUCUGCGUCGCCAUCGCCGUGCGCCGCAUCCGCGGCAAGGGGGAGGGCGGCCGCGCGUCGCAGCAGCAGGCGUCGCAGUCCUCCCGCGCGGCGGCGUUCCUCCGCCGCCACGGCCUGCACCACGGCCGCCCGGCCUUCACCUACGAGCAGCUCCGCGCGGCCACGGCCGGGUUCGACGCCGCGCGCAAGCUCGGGGACGGCGGGUUCGGGACGGUGUACCUCGCGUACCUCCCGCCCGCGGGCCGCUCCGCCGCCGUGAAGCGGCUGCACGUGCCGCCGUCACCGUCCCCGUCCUCCGCCACCAUCACCAAGUCCUUCUGCAAUGAGGUGCUCAUCCUCUCCGCGCUCCGCCACCCGCACCUCGUCCGCCUCCACGGCUUCUGCGCCGACCCGCGCGCGCUGCUCCUCGUCUACGACUUCGUCCCCAACGGCACCCUCUCGCACCACCUCCACCGCCGGGGCACGGCGCCGCCGCCGCCGCUGCCCUGGCGGACCCGGCUCGCCAUGGCGGCCCAGAUCGCGUCGGCGCUCGAGUACCUCCACUUCGCCGUGAAGCCGCACGUGGUGCACCGCGACGUGACCUCCUCCAACAUCUUCGUGGAGGCCGACAUGCGCGCCCGGCUCGGCGACUUCGGCCUGUCGCGGCUCCUGGCGACGCCCGACGCCUGCUCGACGGCGACCGGGCGGGAGGUGGUGUGCUGCACGGCGCCGCAGGGCACGCCGGGGUACCUGGACCCGGACUACCACCGGUCGUUCCAGCUGACGGAGAAGAGCGACGUGUACAGCUUCGGCGUGGUGGUGCUGGAGCUUGUGACGGGGCUGCGGCCCGUGGACGUGGGCAGGGAGCGGCGGGACGUGACGCUGGCGGACUGGGUGGUGUCCAAGAUCCAGAUCGGCGAGCUCCGGGAGGUGGUCGACCCGCCGGUGCUCGACGAGCUCCCCGACGUGAUGCCCAGCGUGGAGGCGGUGGCGGAGCUGGCGUUCCGGUGCGUGGCGCCGGACAAGGACGACCGGCCCGACGCCCGGGAGGCGCUGGCCGAGCUGAGGAGGAUCCAGGGGAUGCUCCCUCAGCUAUCAAACCACAAGGAUUCCUCUUGACUUUGGUUUCCACGGAUCAGAAUUGUGCUAGCACUGCACAAUCUCUCGGUUUGCUGAUGGCCGUGUUCCAAAUUCCAAUGCCGACUUCCUGGCUGAAGGAUUUGCAUCAGCCUCUGCAUGCAUUUGUCGAAGACGAGUGCCUCAUUGUGGAUGACCGGAUAGCAAAUCUGUUCAGACAAGGUUGUGAUCCGAGGUACGUGUGAGGUUAUAGAUAUACUGAGAUCAAUCAACGGUAGGAGGAUACUGUGACUGUAAUAUGAGCUUACUUGUGUUGGUUCUGUGAGCUCCUCUGCCUUUUGCGUUUAGCAGUGGCUUGUGAUCAAGAUGAACACCUGUAAGUUGGUUCUGUAGUCAAGAAACUGAUGUUAUGUUAGGUACGUAUGAGACAGGCAUCCCACAAUUAGGUUGUUGUUAUAUCGCAACUAGGAGUAUUAAUUUCUCCAUCGUGAUGGUUAUCCUCUCUGACAGUUGACUCAGCCAGGAAAAUGUUCAAUACUAAUACUAGUAGUAUAUUUCUUUC